AUGACUUCGGCAGAAUUUCACAACGAAAAAUUUGACCAUACACUCGGCUCAACUUUCAGCUCCGCCACAAAGGUAGUUAUGUAUGGAGCUCACGAUUUGGAACAAGAACAAGAGAGUAUUCCAGAGAUACAUCCCGCGAUAUUGACCCCGAAUGUUACGGAGGCCUCUGUGCUACCCAUGAAGCUCAUGAAUGAGAUACCCAACUUGCCACCAGCUGAUAAGGGAUUCUUAGCUUGGCGAUUUCUCUUUGUGAUAUUCUGGGUGGAUGCCCUUUUUUGGGGCCCUGCGUUAUCAUUUAGUGUGCUACUCACUUAUCCGCCAUACACAAAUAUGAAUCCGGCAGCAGCAGCAUCAACAGGUAUCGUGUUCACUGUUAUCUUACCUCAUGAAUCGCGCCUCUGUGUUUGGGCUCAUCUACCCGCCCAUAAUGGAUUGGGCCCUUGGUCGAUAUGGCAUGCCGUUCACUUUUCGGGCUAUGACACUAGCUUGGCUUAUAUGUGUUGUACCUAUAUUACCCUUCUAUCAUUCCUACAAAGCUUGGCUUUCUUUGUUCCAAUACUAUACAUCCCUUCCUUUGCAAAAUCCAUCGGGCACGACGGAGGAAUAUAUCUUGGUAUCUUUUCCGGAACAAGUAUCUUUGGGCAAAUGGUCGUCGGAACACUAAGUGAUUACUGGGAUGUCAGUUGGCUCAUCGGAAUCACCUCAAUUACCAGUGCAGCCAGUAUACUUGGCCUAUGGAGAUUUUGUAACGGGCUUUUGAUGCUGGCAAGCUUCACCACAAUUUAUGGUCUAACUGCCGGUGGUUAUUCUUGCCUCUGGCAACGCUUUGUCAAUUUGAUUGAUCCAGAGGACUCAAAUCCGGCUAAUCUGAUUGUCAUCUUUGUAACAUGCAGAGGUAUUGCCAAUAUUGCAACAGGUCCGAUUUCAGGCACACUCUUGAGCUCUGCUAGCUCUGAAACCAAUGGUUACCGUAUUCUGAUGUACUACAGCGGGGCACUCAUGCUCCUUAGCUCGUUUGGUGUGGUUUGUUACUUUUUGAAGAAAAGAGAACAUAAAGUGUAA
This is a messenger RNA of Melampsora larici-populina 98AG31, 1062 nucleotides long. RefSeq lists its product as uncharacterized. The coding region runs from base 1 to 1062 and encodes 353 amino acids. Gene Ontology annotation, molecular function: transmembrane transporter activity. Gene Ontology annotation, biological process: transmembrane transport. The transcript is spliced from 6 exons. The record is from RefSeq and is a predicted model, not a curated record. Lineage: Eukaryota; Fungi; Basidiomycota; Pucciniomycetes; Pucciniales; Melampsoraceae.